AAAAUGGAAUCCCCUAAAUAUCCGCAUAUUAUCUCAAGCGAGGUAAAGAAAACAAAUGAAGAGUCUAGAACGGAAAAAAAUGAUAACAAGUUAAAUGGUUUAGUUACAAAUUUUGACAAUCAAACAUCUAUGAAGCAAAAGAAUAAAUACAUGUUGGAUAUUCAAGGAUUUUCUAUUUGGAUGCCUUCACCUCGUAUUAUCUUUAUAUCAACAUUCUUAUGCGCUCCGUUUAUCCUUUUUACUGUGAUGAUUAUUUGCUAUUACUGGACAUAA
This is a messenger RNA of Meloidogyne enterolobii, 273 nucleotides long. The record is from the annotation of a GenBank genome assembly. Lineage: Eukaryota; Metazoa; Nematoda; Chromadorea; Rhabditida; Meloidogynidae.